Messenger RNA from Jaculus jaculus (lesser Egyptian jerboa), 4066 nucleotides. It is a transcript of the gene Acss2, whose product is annotated as acyl-CoA synthetase short chain family member 2. NCBI's taxonomy places the organism in Eukaryota, Metazoa, Chordata, Mammalia, Rodentia, Dipodidae. The coding region runs from base 24 to 2168 and encodes 714 amino acids. Gene Ontology annotation, biological process: acetyl-CoA biosynthetic process. Gene Ontology annotation, molecular function: acetyl-CoA synthetase activity. The transcript has 19 exons. The record is from RefSeq and is a predicted model, not a curated record. Gene Ontology annotation, cellular component: cytoplasm.
CACCGCGCUCGGACCUGGACUCGAUGGGGCUUCCCGAGGAGCAGCACAAGAGCGGCCGCGGGAGCGGGGAUCCCGAGGACACGGGAGCCGGGAGCCGGGUGCGGAGCUGGACUCCCCCGCCGGAGGUCAGCCGCUCGGCACAUGUCCCCUCGCUGCAGCGCUACCGCGAGCUGCACCGGCGUUCGGUGGAGGAGCCGCGGGAGUUUUGGGGAGACAUUGCUAAGGAAUUUUACUGGAAGACCCCAUGCUCUGGCCCAUUCCUUGAGUACAACUUCGACGUGACUAAAGGGAAAAUCUUCAUUGAGUGGAUGAAAGGAGCAACGACCAACAUAUGCUACAAUGUGCUGGAUCGAAAUGUCCAUGAGAGAAAACUUGGAGAUAAAGUUGCUUUUUACUGGGAGGGCAAUGAGCCAGGGGAGACCACGCAGAUCACAUACCGUGAACUUCUAGUUCAAGUGUGUCAGUUCAGCAAUGUUCUCCAUAAACAGGGCAUUCAGAAGGGUGACCGGGUGGCCAUCUACAUGCCCAUGAUCUUGGAACUCGUGGUGGCCAUGUUGGCAUGUGCUCGGCUUGGGGCUUUGCACUCCAUUGUGUUUGCAGGCUUCUCUGCAGAGUCUCUCUGUGAAAGGAUCAUGGAUUCCAGCUGCAGCCUUCUCAUCACUACAGAUGCCUUCUACAGGGGGGAAAAGCUUGUGAACCUGAAGGAGCUGGCUGAUGAAUCCCUAGAGAAGUGUCGAGAGAAAGGUUUUCCAGUGAGAUGCUGCAUUGUGGUCAAACACCUUGGGCGGGCAGAGCUGGGCACGAGUGGCUCCCCUAGCCAGUCUCCCCCAGUUAAGAGGCCAUGUCCAAAUGUCCAGGGCAAGCUGAAAGAGAAAUCCAAGCGCAGCCGACCCCAGAUCUCCUGGAACCAAGGAGUUGACUUGUGGUGGCAUGAGCUCAUGCAAGAGGCAGGGGAUGACUUCGAGCCCGAGUGGUGCGAUGCUGAGGACCCACUCUUCAUCUUGUACACCAGCGGCUCCACCGGCAAACCCAAGGGUGUGGUGCAUACAGUUGGGGGCUACAUGCUCUAUGUGGCUACAACCUUCAAGUAUGUGUUUGACUUCCACUCGGAGGAUGUGUUCUGGUGCACGGCAGACAUUGGUUGGAUCACUGGUCAUUCCUAUGUUACCUACGGGCCACUGGCCAAUGGUGCCACCAGUGUUUUGUUUGAGGGGAUCCCCACAUACCCAGAUGUGAGCCGCCUGUGGAGCAUUGUGGACAAAUACAAGGUGACCAAGUUCUACACAGCGCCCACAGCCAUCCGUAUGCUCAUGAAGUUUGGAGACGAACCUGUCACCAAGCAUAGCCGGGCAUCCUUGCAAGUUCUGGGCACAGUGGGUGAACCCAUCAACCCUGAGGCCUGGCUGUGGUACCAUCGGGUGGUAGGUGCCCAGCGCUGCCCCAUCGUAGAUACCUUCUGGCAAACAGAGACAGGUGGCCACAUGCUGACUCCCCUUCCUGGUGCUACACCCAUGAAGCCCGGUUCUGCCUCCUUCCCGUUCUUUGGUGUGGCUCCUGCGGUCUUGAAUGAGUCCGGGGAAGAGCUGGAAGGCGAAGCUGAAGGCUAUCUGGUAUUCAAGCAGCCUUGGCCAGGGAUCAUGCGCACAGUUUAUGGGAACCACACACGCUUUGAGAGCACGUACUUUAAGAAGUUCCCUGGGUACUAUGUCACAGGAGAUGGCUGCCGGCGAGACCAGGAUGGCUAUUACUGGAUCACUGGCAGGAUUGAUGACAUGCUUAAUGUAUCUGGACAUCUGCUGAGCACGUCAGAGGUGGAAUCAGCACUUGUGGAACAUGAGGCUGUGGCUGAGGCAGCUGUGGUGGGCCACCCUCAUCCUGUGAAGGGUGAAUGUCUCUACUGCUUUGUCACCCUGUGUGAUGGUCACACCUUCAGCCCCACCCUCACUGAGGAACUCAAGAAGCAGAUUAGAGAAAAGAUUGGCCCCAUUGCCACACCAGACUACAUCCAGAAUGCACCUGGCUUGCCUAAAACCCGCUCAGGGAAAAUCAUGAGGCGAGUGCUCCGGAAAAUUGCUCAGAACGACCAUGACCUGGGGGAUAUAUCUACAGUUGCUGACCCAUCUGUCAUCAGUCAUCUCUUCAGCCACCGUUGCUUGACCACCCAGUGAACAAGACUGUCCUUUAUCCAGGAUUCCCUUUUCCCAAGUUCUACCAAUCUUUCCUGACCCCUAUCCAGGAGUGAUAAGGGCCAGCUGACCCACACUUUGUCCUUGCAUGGGGACAAAUUCCUGUGACUUCCUGGCAGAUAAGCCCAGGUCAGACUCAGACUCUUGUGUCCCUAAACUGCAAAGAGCUUUCCAGGACCAGAAGAAAGACCUGAGGAACAAGCCCCCACCCCACAUUAGUUGUUUAAAGGGCCAGCGAAGCCCUUAUAAAGCAGGGUGGCCCUCGAAUCCUGCCAUCUCUCUCAGGAAGCACCAGUCCUUCUCCUGAGCACGCACUUGACUUUAGAAAUGACAGUCUGUGAGUCCAGGAAUAAUAAUUAUUUUUUAAAUGCUUUUCUGCUUCUGUUGAGUCAUGACGACACUGCCUGUCCUUUUACUCCAGGGGCCAUGCAGGUCGGCUCAGUCUCUGGAGGAUUUUCAGAUCCUCUGCUUCAUUGAAGGAGCAAGAUGUGCUUAGUUCUUAGAACCAGAGGUGGUUGCUUCCUUAUCCUGCCCCAGGCCCCAUGAGCAGAACCCUGCCUAUGAGAAACUCUUCUUGUACUAGUUGGGCUGAAGCCUGUGGCCGUAGGAAUAAAGUCUGUGGCUCUGAGGAGGUGGUGAGUGGUUUGCUUAGGUAUCUUCCAGGUUGUGUAAGCAUUAGCUUACGGAUUUGUAGGGCAGGUGGAAAGGAGAAUGGGACCAGGAUUAUCCUGGUAUCUUCCUUCUAGAACAUUUGAUUUGGGCAAAUCUAGGUACUGCUUCACUCACAGAACCUCUGACAAACCCCUGAGCUCAGGAGUGACGGAAGCAAGUUACCACUGUUAUGUCCCUUCAGGGCUAUGAUGUUCCACUUGGGCUCUGGCCUGGGACCCUUUUUCCCUGUGACCCUGUGGCAGCAUUAGUGGGUGACUGAAGAUUCAAAUGUCAGGGUCCUAACCAUAAAGUCUAAGUCUAGGGAGACCUUGACUAUAGCAUAAUCUCCUUCCCUGCUUAUCUACCUGAAGUGGGCUGACCUAGAUCACAGCUUCCCUUCCCUCUGUGCACAAGUCAAUGAAUCACUGAAUAAGCAGUGUUGCUUUAUUUAAGGCAGCGCUGGAGAAAGUCUAUGCCCAUCCAUCCGCUUCUUCUGCCCCACUUAGUCCCAGCCAAGUCAGGCACUGAAACCUGAUAGAAGGGCUGACAAGGAGGCAGCAGGAGCAAGGCAGAGUUUAUGGACUUUCACCUAGAGCAGUAAUCCCGUCCUGCACAGAUGUGAGGGCCACUAGAGGCCUUUAGGGAAAUACCUGUUCUGGGCCUCGGAUGAUGGGGAGCCAAGAGAAGGAACCCAGAUUCCCCCUCCCUGUUCAUCUCGGAGGUCUCUGGAAGACAGCAGUCUCCUGAAGGUAGGAAGGGGAUGUUGGCCCCUCAGGAGGGCUAGGAGAGGAAUGACAAGUGCAGAGGCCAGAAGGUCUCUUGAGUAAAGUUCAGGCCUUGCCCUCACACGGGGAAUGGGUUGUCCAAAACUGCCACUCCCGCUGCCACACCACCAUCUGCAUGCUCGACGGCUUUGGUUCGAAGCAGGUGCCCCGCGUGCUCGUUCAUCACGAGUGUCUUUCCCUGCCUGUGAGAAUGGGGUCAGAAGGACACACAUCAGCAAACCUGGUUCCAGCUGAGAAAAAGAUGAGUGAGUGGCUGUAUCCAGGGACUGUUAGGAUGUUACAAUCAGAUUUCGAUUGUGUCCGAGCUUGGGAAUUACUAGCUCUGUAUCUGAGCAAGUUCCUUAGCCUUUCUAAACAUCCGUGUCUGUCAGUGUCAUUGAUUUAAAAUUGGUGAUAAUAUCUCUUGUAUUACAUGAGGAUAAAAUAAAACGAGAAGAGCACUUA